This is a messenger RNA of Condylostylus longicornis, 2123 nucleotides long. It is a transcript of the gene Hacl, whose product is annotated as 2-hydroxyacyl-CoA lyase 1. Gene Ontology annotation, biological process: fatty acid alpha-oxidation. Bases 99 to 1808 code for a protein of 569 amino acids. The record is from RefSeq and is a predicted model, not a curated record. Gene Ontology annotation, molecular function: catalytic activity; magnesium ion binding; thiamine pyrophosphate binding. Gene Ontology annotation, cellular component: peroxisome. Lineage: Eukaryota; Metazoa; Arthropoda; Insecta; Diptera; Dolichopodidae. The transcript has 4 exons.
UCAAAGAUAAACAUUGGGUGGGUUCUAUAAAGGAAUAUCGUAUUUUAUUUCAUAUUUAUUACAGUUUUUUUUUAAGUUUAAAAUAAUAGCAAUUUAAUAUGACGGAAAUAGAUGCAACUACAAUAAUUGCCGAAAGUCUCAAGGCACAGGGUGUUGAAUAUGUUUUUGGUAUUAUCGGAAUACCGGUAGUUGAACUAUCAAUGGCAUUUCAAGUAGCAGGUUUGAAAUAUAUUGGAAUGCGGAAUGAACAAGCAGCAUGUUAUGCAGCACAAGCUAUAGGUUAUUUAACUGGCAAACCGGGGGUAUGUUUAGUUGUAUCGGGACCCGGAUUAUUACAUUGCACUGGUGGAAUGGCAAAUGCUCAAAUAAAUUGUUGGCCACUUUUGGUUAUAGGUGGAUCAACUUCCGAAGAUCAUGAAGGGAUUGGUGGUUUCCAAGAAUGUCCUCAGGUUGAAUUAAGUCGUCCUUAUUGCAAAUAUGCGGCAAGACCACCAACUGUUGAGCUUAUUCCUAUGCACAUUGAAAAGGCCGUUAGGUACGCAACAUAUGGAAGACCUGGAUCUACUUAUCUUGAUUUUCCUGGAAAUUUAUUAAAAUCACGAGUUGAGAGUUCUAAAUUAAAUACUAAUUAUGUUACACAUCCAGAAUUUCCUUUAAUUUGUCCUGAACCUGAACUUGUCGAAAAAGCGUCAAAGUUAUUAAUUCAAGCUAAGCGACCAUUGAUUAUAAUUGGUAAAGGUGCUGCAUAUUCUAGAGCAGAAAAUGUUGUCGAAAAAUUUAUUAAAAAUACAAAUUUUCCAUUUUUGGCUACACCCAUGGGUAAAGGGGUUGUUUCAGAUAAGUCACAACAAUGCGUUGCUUCAGCCAGAACCUUAGCGUUACAAAAAUCUGAUGUUGUUUUAUUAUUAGGUGCGCGUUUAAACUGGAUCUUACACUUUGGACGGCCACCCCGAUUUGAUAAGAAUGUGAAAAUUAUCCAAGUAGAUAUUUGCCCAGAAGAAUUACACAAUAGUGUUAUUAGUUCUGUUGCUGUCCAGUCGGAUAUAAAACCUUUUGUGAGCCAGUUGAUUGAAAUAUUAAGUAAACGAAAUUUUAGUUUUCCAAUCAAUAACGAAUGGUGGAAACAUUUGAAAGAACAGUGCAAGAAAAACCAAGAAGUUGUAAUGAAAAUGGCAAUGAAUACUGAAAUCCCUUUAAAUUAUUAUGCAGUUUUUCAUCAUAUGCAAAAAAUAAUACCUGAAGAUGCAAUGAUAAUUAAUGAAGGUGCAAAUACCAUGGAUAUUGGAAGAUCAAUGCUACCUAAUGUUCUUCCAAGACAUCGUUUAGAUGCUGGGACAUUCGGUACUAUGGGAGUUGGAUUAGGAUUUGCUAUUGCAGCAGCAUUAUAUUGUAGGGAUUUCUAUCCUAAAAAGCGUGUUAUAUGUGUCCAAGGUGAUUCGGCUUUUGGAUUUUCAGGAAUGGAAAUUGAAACAAUUGUACGAUAUAAAUUACCUAUUACUAUUGUUAUUGUUAAUAAUAGUGGAAUUUAUGGUGGCUUUGAUAAUGAAACUUUCGAUUCUAUUAGAAGCGAAGGCGAUUUAACCCAAGUGACACCGCCAUCUGCGUUAUAUGUGGAAACACGUUAUGAAAAUAUGAUGUCAAUGUUUGGAAUGAAAGGAUAUUUUGUUCGAACAGUUGAUCAAUUGCAAAGCGCUUUGAAAGAAGCAAAUAAUCUGACAGACCGUCCAACAAUUAUAAAUGUUGUAAUCCUGCCUUCAGCUGACAGGAAACCUCAAUCAUUUAAUUGGUUAACUGAAUCUAAAUUAUAAAAGGGCCUUAUUUUGAUUAAAUAGAAAUUUUAAAAAUGUUAAAUAAUAUGUACAUAUGUAUAUUAAAUUUUGGAAAGUAAUUUUCGUAAAGUUCUAAAAUUACAUCGAGUAUAGUGUUGAAUUUAUUGUUUUUGUAGUUAGAAUGGUGCAAUGUUUUUAAAUUGUUUAUUUUUUGAAAAAGUGUAUGCGUUUAAAGGUUGCUUUAGCAAUCUUAAUUUAUUAAAUUAUACAUGGAUGUAUUAUUAUUAUUUGUAUGUACUUUAUUUGUAUUUUUAUUAUAAAUGUGUUUUGAAUAAACAGAAUUAUUUUGGUAAA